AUGAAGGCUGGAAACGGCGCGAUCGGAGGCGGUGAGAGAUGCGGGACCCGCGGCGCUCCGCGACGCCCCCUGGCGGCCAGCUCGGCCAGCUCACCCUGCUCAGCCUGCUCACCGCCGCACUGUGCCACGUUUUAUCCUCUUCAGAAAAACCGAACAGGUGCUCAGUGGACAUAUACAGGACCGGAUGGAGUUCACUACUGGCACAAGCAGUACCCCUACUGUGGUGGUGUGUUCCAGUCCCCAAUUGACCUUCAGACACAACUGCUGAAGUAUGAUCCAACCAUGGCACCCAUUGGCGUUUGGAACUACAAUCUUUCUGGCCAGGAACAGCUAACCCUGGGAAACAAUGGGCAUGCAGUGAAGCUGUCUCUGCCCGCCAGGAUGUACAUCUCCGGCCUGCCGCACCGGUACUCUGCGGCCCAGCUCCACUUCCACUGGGGCUCCCCCACCCUGGCCGCUGGCUCUGAGCACACUGUCAAUGGCAAGCGGUUUGCUGCAGAGAUGCACAUUGUGCAUUUCAACUCGGACAAAUACGCAAACAUCUCCGUGGCAGCAGACAAGUCGGACGGGUUGGCGGUGCUAGCAGUUCUAAUUGAGGUUGGCGAGUUCAAUCCAGCCUUCGACCACUUCUUGAAAUUCAUCAAUGGUGUCAAAUACAAGGAUCAGAGAGUGCAGAUUCCAGCUUUUAAUGUUCGCAGUCUUCUGCCUGCCCGACUGGAUGAGUACUACCGUUAUGAUGGCUCUCUGACCACACCUCCUUGCUAUCCCAGUGUGUUGUGGACAGUAUUCAGGAGCCCAGUCACCAUGUCCCACAGACAGUUCUCGAUGCUGUCGACUGCUCUGUACUCCUCGAGCGCACAAGAGUCUGCCUCCAUGCCUCUCAAUGGAAAUUACAGGACUCUGCAGAAACCAGACCAAAGGACCAUACUGGUAUCUUUCCUGGAUGGAAGAGGAACGCACGGGUCGGUUACAGAGCCGCCUCCUUUCAUAAGGAGACGGCUCAUUCAGCAGUUGCUGUCUGGGGACCUUGGAGAUCUGGCUGAUGAAGGGAUAUCCCAGCUGCUGCCCAAAUUCGGCCGCAAACUUGGAGUCAGCAAGAAGCUGGCCAACCGCAAGAACCAAAACAGCUUGAAUGAGAACUUUCCCAUGCAGAACACUUUUGUCCCCAUCCUCUCAAAGCAUUCCCAAACCACAAGCAAUGUGAACCAGUAUGGAUUUUAUGAGGAAAGCUUGUGCUAUGUCUCUAUAGAGGAGGAAGUCAUUCGCCAGCUCAAGAGAUCUCAUUCGGGGAACCAGUUAGUGGAUGCCCUCAAGGACACAGUCUUCCCAGAGCUGAAUCUGAGGAGCUACCUGGACUGCAGAUCUGACCUGGCUUUGCCCACCAUCAGGCAUCUUCUCCACAGACGUCCAGCAGAAGACACAGAGGAAUUGGAAAACUCACUGAUGAAGGCUGCCCAGGGCCCAAGGAAGAGCCCCUCCAAACAACAGAUGGACCUGGCCCUUGGAAAACAAGCUGCAGUCCAGAGAAAGCCCAGCAAAGCACGAGUGCACCGUUUGCCCAAGGGAGUGGAAUGGGAAGACUAGAGUCCGGCUUGGACCACACCACACGUGUCCUCAGAUACGACAAGUCCGUUCAUUCCUCUGUGACGCAGGCAGAAUGAGUGACAGCGCGACACACUGAAUAGGCUUCUAGGUUUAUUGCAUAUUUCCUCAAAACUGUAGACUGCUUCAUAUUCAGAAAUAUUUUAUGUCUCUCAGCUGAAAGAAAUACAUCAUUGAUUAAAUAAGACUUGUAUUAAAUUGUUGCAAGAGUUGCAAAAGCACAUGAUCAUGAAUAUGUGCAUGACUGAGGUUUCCUUCAGUAAAAAGAGACCAAAAAUGGAGGAACAUGAAAUUCACAGAAAAUUGGUAGUGAAUAUUAGUGUUGUUAAGCAUUGGAUGCAAACUGUGGCCAACUGUGAUUCUGGAAAGCAUGACAAUACAAUAGCAUUUUUUAAACUCUAUUCAAGUAAAUUGGAUUACUGUUACAUGGACAGCUUGAAAUGUUAGACUACCAGGGUAGACUUACCAGAGUAAAUGUGUUACCUUGAGGAAUACUUUGCCAUGUUCUACGUUACCCUCUGUUCUUCUUUACCGAGGAGUUAAAAUGACUCUAAACCUUGGAAAAAUAAGGCAGCCGUAAGAACUCUAAAUCUACUUCUGUGAUCAAAACAACAUGUUCUCACGUGAACCACUGGAACCAAAGAAACAAGUCCUACCACCUGCAAGAAAUAUGAUUUGUCUUUAACACACUGCAAUCAGAAAUUUAAAACAAAAACAAUCCCCAAAAUCAAUACCUGUAGCAAAAACCAGUUUCAUCCAAGUGUUAUGGGGCAUCAUCAGUUACCUUUCCCUGUAAUUUAUCUCCAUUAACUCACUUGGUAUUUUACCUUUGAGCCAAUUAUAAAGUUCUAAUGCUUAUUACUAAUUACUCAGUUUUAA
Molecule: messenger RNA, 2481 nt
Organism: Scleropages formosus (Asian bonytongue)
Lineage: Eukaryota; Metazoa; Chordata; Actinopteri; Osteoglossiformes; Osteoglossidae
Gene: ca12
Product: carbonic anhydrase XII
Exons: 10
Coding region: 1-1584 (527 amino acids)
Cellular component (GO): plasma membrane
Molecular function (GO): carbonate dehydratase activity; zinc ion binding
Source: RefSeq, a predicted model, not a curated record